UCACAUACAUAUAAACAAACAGUGUAUAUCGUGUAUAUAUACGAUGUGAUAGUCUUGUGUACUUUCUACCGCUUGGACUGUGUCGAGAUUUUUUUGUGAGAGAAGAGGCACCUCGUGUAUAUAAACACCUCAAAGGCUUUCGCUUCUUGAUAAGUGAAAAGCUACGGUGUUCGUGCUUCGUAAUCGGAAGACUUACCGGAAACCUAAUCGGAGCUUCAUCGCACAUCCAUCGACGACCGGUACCAAUCCAGUUCAGGUGAGUAAAAAGCAAGAAAGGAAGGAUAUUUUCUGUAUACAAAUCAAAAGUGAGCGGGACUGCCGUUUGGAGGACCAGAAAAUUGUCUUCCCUCACAAAGCUUUGCCGAGACUUUGAUUCCAAACCUACCCUUUUUCUUUUUACACUUCACUUCUUAUUUAAUAUACAAUCAGCCUCUGGAUUCUCUCUCUUCUUCUUUGGAUUCGGUUUGGUGGGUGAGUAAUGGGAAUGAAAGUUGCGACGACCUGUUUGCAGUGGUCGCAACCCUCUGUUCCUCAAUCACCUCCAUUUUCCCAAACCUUGGCCUCUGCAAUCUCAUCCCCUUCUUCAAAAAGACGGUGUAUAACCGAUGGGGCUCUCUUGUGCCGGUACGUCCACAGACUGGACCGAUCAGUUCUGUUCGGAACCGCAUCUACGAAGCUCCACAGGUCUCGAUCUUGGGAACACCCAAAAUCGAGACGCCAAACAAUCAAACGGGCUUGCAGUGCCUGCUUAGACGCAUUUUCAGAUGAAGAAUUCUCCAAAAAAAUCCAAGAAAUGGCACUGAAGUUCCAGUUAUCCGAACAUGAUGAAGAAAACACAGAGAAUGCUCUUGUUGAUUCAAUAGAUACAGAAAGCAAGAUCACUGAAGACAUUGACAAUAGCAGCAACAAUUUUGUGGAUGGUAAAAAAUUUCCAAGUUCAAAGCUGGACCCUGUUGAGCCACCGCAUUGGGUGGGUUGGGAUGAGAUAAUUCCGGCGAGUAUAGAGCGGAAGGCGAACAGUGUUGACCUUCCGCUCUCUCUACGGAUAAUCAAAAGGAAGAAACAAUGGCAGGAGGGUUUUAGAGAAGCAGGGGAGUCGGCGUACUGCUCCGUAAAGAAAGCCUUUUCGUCUAUGGUGUUCAUAAUCCAAGAGCUCCAAAGCUAUACUUUGCAAAUGAGGGAGUUAUUGUUCUACCAAGAUUUACAAGGGAUCUUGGGUCGAGUACAGAAGGAGAUGCAAGCGUCUUUUGUGUGGUUGUUUCAACAAGUAUUUUCGCAUACACCCACUUUAAUGGUGUAUGUGAUGUUACUUUUAGCCAAUUAUAGUGUGCAUUCCAUGGCUACUAACACCGCCAUCGCCGCCACACUGCCACCGCAAGCCUAUGCAGCUACGACGGAGUGUGUUUCUGUAAUGGAAGAUCAGAAGAAGCAGCAAAAGUUUGAUUCUUCCACAACUAAGACGUUUUCAGUGUCUUCUUCAAGUGGAAAGACUACCUCAAUUGGUGGAAGAAACGGCAGUGGUGGUGGGAAAUUCAAGGCGGUUGCUAGUGGAACAGAUGGUGAUGGUGGGUUUGAUGGGUCGGUCUCUUCGGAAUUUCAUCGAACAAUUAUUCCUGAUGGAGUGUCAUCUAUUGGGACUUCAAGAACAAGUGAAGAAGAGUCUGUUUCUGCGCAAGUGACCAGAGAAGAAGAGGUGAGGCUAUGGAAUUCGAUUGUGGAAGAAGCUUCAAAAUUGCAGGCCGUGUUGAAAAAUGAUGCCUUGGAUCAUGAGACGAUGCAGAGAUUUGUUUCACCGAUCAAUGCGAAGAUUGAAGAUGAUGAUUAUGCGGAUUAUAUUAGAACAGAACUUCUAUAUCAAACAGGGUUAGUUCAAGAGCCCAAUAACCCUCUUCUCCUGGCCAAUUAUGCUCAAUUCCUCUACCUUGUCCUCCGUGACUACGACAGGGCUGAGGAUUACUUCAAGAGGGCGGUGCAAGUGGAGCCUAAGGAUGCUGAAGCAUUGAACAAGUAUGCAAGCUUCCUAUGGCAAGUGAGGAAGGACCUUUGGGCUGCCGAAGAGACAUACUUGGAAGCCAUCUCUGCUGACCCCAGUAACUCUUACUAUGCUGCUAAUUAUGCUCAUUUUCUUUGGAGCACCGGCGGCGAGGACACCUGUUUCCCUCUCAGCUCCCCUGACACCACCACCACCACCGACGCCUAAUCCAAACAAAUAAAAGGUAAAAGGAAAAAGGAAAAAAAAAAAUUACGAAAACCACUUCCCCCUAAAGACUUGUUGAUCAACCCUCUUUACCCAAUAAUCAAUUAUCAACUAUAAUAAAACAAAGAGAAAAAAGAAGGAAAGAAAACAGAAAUUUCCGCAUUGAAAUUUCUUUUCUUGAGCCUCUCUUGACUUUUCUUCUUAUUUUGAGUGGGGAAGUUGAGAAAGUAGGAGUUUACUGGUGGGGUUUGCAAAUAUGGACAUGGAAAGGGGCGAGACAGAAACUUAUGGCCACAACUGCAAUAUGUUUGGCAACUUUUGGUAUCUUCAAUAUUUUCCAGAGAUCUCUCAGUCCCAGCACUAUACUAUUUUCAAGCCAGAAAGAGGAAGCUUUGCAAUUUGUUUUUGCUGUGCACAGUUUUUUUUUUUAUGUGUUUUAUUUCCCCUCAUAAUUCUCUUGUAACACAAUCACAUGGCCAAAUUGUAGUUGAAGUUUUGUUAGUACAUUGAUGCCAAUUUUUUGCAAUUUCUAAGAGUUGUCGAAGAAUUAUAAAAAAACUAUAAGGGUAGCUCAAGUUGUAAUAGAGAUGAACUGUGAACUCAGACAUUUUGAAUUUGAAUCUUAAAAAUUCUUUUGAGUCAGGUUGUAAGAGAUUUAUUCAAUAUGAAUUCC
Molecule: messenger RNA, 2870 nt
Organism: Ilex paraguariensis (yerba mate)
Lineage: Eukaryota; Viridiplantae; Streptophyta; Magnoliopsida; Aquifoliales; Aquifoliaceae
Source: the annotation of a GenBank genome assembly